Messenger RNA from Cephus cinctus (wheat stem sawfly), 1250 nucleotides. It is a transcript of the gene PI31, whose product is annotated as proteasome inhibitor PI31 subunit. Gene Ontology annotation, molecular function: endopeptidase inhibitor activity; proteasome binding. Lineage: Eukaryota; Metazoa; Arthropoda; Insecta; Hymenoptera; Cephidae. The record is from RefSeq and is a predicted model, not a curated record. The transcript is spliced from 5 exons. Gene Ontology annotation, biological process: proteasome-mediated ubiquitin-dependent protein catabolic process. The coding region runs from base 249 to 1127 and encodes 292 amino acids.
AUUCAGAAAACAUUUACGACUUACGUUUCUGAAUGUUGUACCUUCAAUUCUUUCUGCCUAUAAUUAUUUUUGGAAGUAUUUUUGAUCGUAACAAAGAAACUUUAGUUAAUUUAAAAAAAAAAGGAUUUAAAUUAGCAAAAUUUCAAUCAUACCAGCUUUAACUACAAAUCGUACUUUUAUAAGGAUUGUCACUAAUUAAAAAAUUUCUCGAAAAGUGGUCUGUCAUUGAAAUAUUGCAAAAUACAAGGAUGGCGAGUAAUUCAAAUAACACAUUUGGAUUUGAGUUACUUUAUAAAGUAUCAGAGAAUCAGAUAUCAAAAAAAGAGGAUGUAAUCAUUUUAUUGGCGCACUGGUUUUUCAUAAAAAAUGGUUUUCGAUGUAUUGGAUUUGGUGAUUCCAAAACGUUGGAUCAGUCUGAUCAAGGGUCUGAGCUAUUACCAGAAGAAUGGAGUAAACAUUCGAAUUAUGCAUUACGUUAUGUAAAGGAGGGAAAACUCUAUAUUCUUCUUGGAACAAAAUCAGAUGAAGAUUUGCUUUUGAAUUUAAUGAGAAUCGAGGAUCACAAAGUCUCUAAUGUUCAGUUCCCAAUAGGAACAACAGUAAAUAAUCUCCAUGGAACAUUAGAGAGUCUUUUACCCAAUUAUCAAGCAAUAUUGGAUACCUUACGAAAGGAUCUUGUAGAGCCAGUAUAUACAACCCCUGCAAGAGAAACCUCUACGCAGACUACAGAAGUUAGAGGACAUAGUGAACGUGAAAUUCCAGGGCAUCCAAUUGAUUAUGAUGACCCAUUGAGGGUAGGACCACCACGUCAUCCUGGGUCUUCCACUCAACCAUGGAUUCCAUAUGCGGAUCCAUCGAGAGUAGGUAGAUCCGAUCUUGAUCCCUUCUCUGAAGGUGGAGGAAUGAUUUUUGAUCCAUUCGCGCCAAGAAGACCAUUCGCAAACCCGUUGGCUCCUGGAGGACCUGGAGGAUUGGGUGUUCCCGGAAGACUGCCACCUGGAGCAGUUCCACCAGGCGCUAGAUUUGAUCCAUUUGGGCCACCUGAUGUUAACCGACCCAGACCACCGCCUGGUCCACCAGACAGCGAUCACUUUCCACCACCGGGUUACGACGACAUGUUCAUGUAAAACACAAGGUCUCCUUCGAAGAAGAAAUUAUUUUUACUCUGCAUAUAUAUCAUUUGCUAUUUUUAUGAUUACUGUAUAUCUUUUAUUGAGCCAAUAAAAGUAGAGAGCUCCGUUUAAUUCAUA